AUGAAGGACGUUAAGCAGCGGCAUGCUUCCCUUUUCCUGGAAGUUAGUUGCCAAGAUGAGACACCGCGUCUCCCCCUGCACUCGUCCAUCGUCGUAUUCCUCCUGUCCUACUGUGAGUGCAAGUCUUUCAAAGUCCACCUGGUCUCCGGCAAACCCGACAGCUCUCAGGCCCUCCAGGGUCAGCUGCCAGAGUUCCUGGACGUGCGGGUCGUCCGGGCGGAGGGUCUUCCACCGCUGGUGCGAGACUGCCGUCUACCGGUCGUGCUGGACGAGACCGGCAGGAUGUGCAGGGCCGGACUGGCUGUGGUCCUGAGGCACAUCAUCAACAAGAGCGUCGAGGCUGAGCCCUCCAGGAACGAUGUGCUGGCACUGCUGGGCUUCAAGAAGACCUGUCUCAAAGCCUGUGCUGAGGUAAGCAAGUGGACCAGACUGUGUGAAAUCGGCAUCCCGUCUGCCGUCGAAGAGCACCUCAGAAAUCCCAGCAGCCAACAGCCUCAGCCGCCACCCCCCGCCAUCCUCACCCUGGAGCGAAGGCUAGCUGAGCCCGUCAAAGUUCACAACGACGACAAAAUCCGCAGACAGAAGCUCAAGCACCUGAGACAAAACGGGAAUCAUGACUCAUCCAAGGGGAGCGGGGAUUCCCACCUGGGCGAUGGACUCGAGCUCAAGACCGCUCUGGCUAAGCUCUCAGUAGCCGCAGCUCCAAAUCCAACCACCAGGGAGCGCUCUGAGAUCAGAAAAGUAAAAACCAACGACCUGCCUGUGCUGGAGCACGUUUUUGCUGAGGGGCUUUACUUCACUCUGACUGAUGUGGUCCUACUGCCAUGCAUCCAUCAGUACCUGUCUUCCAUCCGUUCCCAUGCUGCCAGCACUCUGCACUGCCUGCCUCACCUGCUGCGCUGGUACAGCCGUGUCCAGGAGGUACCUGGGGUCCUUCGGGCUGCCAAAGCUUGCAGGACCACUCUUACUGUCCCUGAAAAGCCGCCUCCCCUCCCAGCUGGGCCGCCGGUCGAAGGCAACCCGGCGAGUCAACUGGAGCAGGAAGACGAGACGACCGCACAGCUGCCUUUUGUUGGCGGCCCCCGGCCCACCGUAACAAAACUUAAAGAAAAUGGCAUUGAGGCGGCUUUUGCUCCUCAUCCUUGCCCAGAGUGGACGCUCCCAUGGGACAACUUACCAGAUGCCAUCAACCCCACUGAAGGGAAAAUGUCAAGCAUCCGCACAGUUAGGAAGAAGCAGCAGCUGAAUAACCUGGUUGCUAUGGUGACACAGCUAGCCAAACCAGGAUACACUGUUGUGGAUUUUUGCAGUGGAACGGGCCAUGUGGGCAUCGUUCUGGCUCACGCCCUCCCACGGUGUAAGGUCAUCCUCAUAGAAAACAAGGAAGAAUCUCUGAUCAGGGCGCACAGUCGCAGUGCCGAGCUCGGUCUUGAAAACAUUGGUUUCAUUCAGACCAACUUGGACUAUUUCACUGGACCUUUUCAAAUAGGGGUCGCGCUCCACGCAUGCGGCGUGGCAACAGACAUGGUGAUGGAGCACUGCAUUCAGGCAGGUGCUGCCUUCGUCGUCAGCCCCUGUUGCUAUGGCUUCAUCCAGAACGCCGUCAAGUUCACCUUCCCGAGGAGCAAAAAGUUCCAGGAGACACUGAUUUACAAGGAACACAUGGUGCUGUGCCGCUUCGCGGACCAAACUGCUCCCCAGCUUCCUCCUGAGAGGCGACUCAUAGGGAAGCAGUGCAUGGGGCUAGUAGACUUGGACAGGUCGUGGAGCGCGGAGUCACAUGGCUACCGGGUGCAGGUGAUGACCAUGGAGCCAGAGACAUGCUCGCCUAAGAACAACAUGCUGGUAGGAAGGCCCGGCGUGGAAGAUGGCCCUCGCUAAGAGUGUGAGAGUGACAGAUGGGAACUUGAUUUGCUUUUGAUGUUAAAGUCGGCCGACACGGUCGUCGUAUUUGGAUCAAUAAAUAUGGAGGCGUGUUUUUAAUGUC
Phyllopteryx taeniolatus (common seadragon) is the source of this 1987-nucleotide messenger RNA. It is a transcript of the gene gstcd, whose product is annotated as glutathione S-transferase, C-terminal domain containing. Bases 1 to 1881 code for a protein of 626 amino acids. The record is from RefSeq and is a predicted model, not a curated record. The transcript is spliced from 11 exons. NCBI's taxonomy places the organism in Eukaryota, Metazoa, Chordata, Actinopteri, Syngnathiformes, Syngnathidae.